Molecule: messenger RNA, 1193 nt
Organism: Nelumbo nucifera (sacred lotus)
Lineage: Eukaryota; Viridiplantae; Streptophyta; Magnoliopsida; Proteales; Nelumbonaceae
Source: RefSeq, a predicted model, not a curated record
AGGAUUAGGGUCCAACUCUCUGCCAUUUGAGUACCACAAAAAAAAAGACUACCACAAAAGUUAAUGUCAUGAAAUGAUAAGGAUUUAUUUAUUUUAACUCCGAAAAGCAAUGGAGUGGAGGGGAAAAGCUGGAAGUACUUCUGUGACCGUGAGAGGGAGGACAGGACAUUCACCGGAGUGAGGAGCCGGAGAGAGAGAGACGUCACCAUGAGGCAAAUGAAUAAACUCGUUGUCUUGACUCUCUUCCAUUACCAACUAUGGCAGGUGACCGGGACGGUCCAACCGGGCGAGUCAACACCGGUUCCCGUGGCCUGGCCAGAACGAUUCCACGCGCUACUGUACAUGAAUCUGAGCACCGGGCACCUACAGAUAACGGACCUGUGGUACGACUGGCCAAAGGGGAGAAACGUGAAUAUAAUGCAGAAACAGCUGGGAGAGCUGUUUUACGACAUAGAGUGGAACAACGGCACCUCCUUCUACUACACGUUGGGCCGGAAAGGCAAGUGUGAGAUGAUGGAGUUUGAGGUGGGCAUUCCUCGGCCGGACUUCUUGGACGGGGCCAGCUACCUUGGCACCGACUACACGGAUGGAUUCUGGUGCAAUGUGUGGGAGAAGGUUGAUUUCAUAUGGUACUACGAGGACGUUGUCACUAGGAGACCCGUUCGAUGGGAUUUUUAUGAUGGGAUAUCCACUCAUGUGAUGACAUUUGAGGUUGGUGCAGUGCUGGAAGACUCUCAAACUCAAGCGCCAGCUUACUGUUUCGGACCAAAGAAGAGCCCAGCAGUGGACAAUAGGGAUGGGCAGAGCAGAGGCUUCAUCCCUACAAAAUAAGCAAUGCGUUCUUUUAACUGAGGUGCUUGAUUUUGGGUUUUCUGGAACGUUCUUAUUUCUAAUUUCUAUCGCCUUUGGGCCAGCUGAGGGAGGAAGAUGCAUUUGCAUAUUGUGCAUCUCGUGCACUUGUAAGGGUAGUGAUAGACACAUAGGCCAUACUCCACAGCGUUGCUUCUGUUGGUGCUGGCGAUUGUAAUUAGUUUUAUGUUUCCAAGAAAGCACUCGAGGCAAUCUAUCUGUAUUUUAUUACUAAGAAGGAAGCAUUUUAUCUAUAAUUCUUAUUACAUACAAUUGGUAAAAAUAUAAUAAAUGUGUUUAAUCAGUGAAAUCAUGUAUCCAUCACCCUGUGUGAAUCCCACUUA